GGCGGUCAGGAUGGAGAAGGAGUGGUGGAUUAGGAUGGAGCAGGAGUGGUGGAUUGGAAGUUUGUCCAGGUGCGAGACGUAUUGCGUUGUGGCCGACGAGGAUAACCCUAGGUGACCCUAUUAUGUGAUGCCGGAUUAUUACUAGUAGUAGUUACGAGUUCUAGGACGAUGGAGCUCGAUCUGAAUUUACCGCCUCCAUCGCCCAAGGCUCCUGAUGCCGACACGGCGGGACAAGCGGCAUGCCCCUCCUCGAGCAGCGGUGACAAGCCACCCGUCAAGGUAGAAAAGGCGCGGAGGAGCGCGAGGCUGGCCAAGCAACAGUCGGACAACUUCAUGGAGCCGCCGGAAGAUACAAGCGCUGCUGUUUGUAGUAAAGCAGUGGAGAGUAGUGCUCGGCCACCCGACAGUACUCGGCCACCCGAGGCGCCAACGCCAGCCCCCCAGAGAAAAGCGGUCACCACCCUCCCCAGGCAAGCUGCUGUAGCCAAGAACGACGAGAAGCUGGGCAAGAAGCGUACGAGGCAGACGAUGGUGCUGGAGUUAGGCGAGUCCUUGCAAAUAGCACGUCCGCCGAAAGUCCCGACACCGGUUGUGCGGAGCGUAGGAGUUCGGCAACAGCUUAAAGAAGCCAGAGAGAAUGUGGAGUCGUGCUUCGAGACCAACAAGGACGACAACUGUAAUGGACCCCUCGAUGCCAAAGAGAGGCCCCGAGAUGCGCAGCUUAAGCCGCAAUUCCAGAGGCCGAAUGUUCGACGACAGCAUGGUGAGAAUGGAGGGAAUGGAGGUGAAGAGCGCGCACCAAUUAGGAGGCAAGCUCCAUUCAAGCGUGCUGCUGCAGCAUCUCAACCUCUGGACGCGUCUAUUGAAAGGCUCCAUCGAGAGGCUACCUGCAGCAAGCUGUGGCAACAAUCAGGCCAACCAGCGGAGACAGAGCUGCAGCGCGUUCCAGGAAGCUUUGCAUCUUUAGAAGAAUACGUACAAGUAUUCGAACCACUACUGUUUGAAGAGUGCCGGGCACAGCUGUUCAAUGUCUGGGAGGAGCUUCGUGACUCAGGAAAGGAAGUACACACUUCCGCGAUGAUCAAAGCAGUUGAUAAACGCGACAGAGGAUGGUACGAUGUCACUUUACUUCCUCUGGACGCUCGUACUCGCUUUAACUUCAAAGAAGGCGACGUGGCAGUUUUGUCGACACCGCCUCAAGACGCUCAACGCAAGAAUGGCAGUGAAGAUGCCAAAGAGGAAGGCGAAAUAUCGAUUCACAUUGCUGGUAUUGCCCGCCGGUACAUGCCCCUUGACGUUCGUGACGCCCAUGGAGCUGUUAUGUUCAUCAACUUUUCCGAACUUAACGGAGAUACUGGAGGUGGCUACCCCAAUCACUUGUUGGACGACUUGCGUCAAGGUGGUGUAUGGUCGUUCACUGUUUUAGGAGGCCUUGCGACUACACAGCGUGAAUAUGUUGCCCUUCAUGCUCUCUACCGCCUGCACCCUCAGAUGCUCAAGGCGAUAUUGCAGCCACGGCCCGAGCUAUUUCCUCGCUAUGACCAGGAGCAAGCGGUUAUGCUUAGCUGUUUCACUCCAGGGUUUACUGAGUACUUGCGCAACAAUUUCAAUGCUCCGCAACUGUCGGCUAUACAAUGGGCGGCUAUGCACACGGCUGCCGGCACUGCUGCAGCUACGAGAUCACAGGAAAUAUGGCCUUUUAGCCUGGUGCAAGGGCCGCCUGGGACAGGGAAAACACAUACGGUCUGGGGGAUGCUGAACGCUAUCCACCUUGUGCAGUAUCAGAGGUACUACACCGCUCUCCUCAAGAAAAUUGCACCUGGUGCAGUAGUCUCGGAUGCUUCUGCUGGCGAUGACGAGCAGGGAGGGUGGAUUGAUGAGGUUUUGCAGAAGAUGGACAAGAGUCUCCUCCGACAGCUUCCAAAGCUUUGCCCGAAGCCCCGGAUGCUUGUCUGUGCUCCCUCGAAUGCAGCAACAGAUGAACUGCUUUCUCGUGUGCUGGACAAAGGUUUUAUGGACGGCGAGAUGAGGGUAUAUCGGCCUGACGUGGCUCGCGUGGGAACAGAUCCGCAGUCCAAGGCAGCGCAGGCAGUUUCCGUGGAAAAGAGAACGGAGUCGCUCAUUGGAAAAGGGCGGGACGAGAUUUUAGAGUGGCUUCAGCGGAUGCGGCUGCGGGAGUAUGCUCUAUCACAGCAUAUAGCGGUGCUACAAAAGGACUUAAAUGCCAGUCGGGUCCAGGGCGCAGUCGGUGUCGAGCCCGAGGUGCUUACGGCCCGCGACCAGGCCAGAGACAUGAAGCUGCAGCAGCUGGCAUCGCUGCUGGAAGAAAGAGAUAAGGUGCUGGUUGACAUGUCCCGGUUUGUGAUUGUUGACAACCUUCAUAAGCCGGGUGGUGGAUAUGGUCUCGAGGACGCGAAGAGCAAGCUCGAAGCGAGCUUUGCGAAUGAGGCGGAGAUCGUGUUCACCACAGUUUCCAGCAGCGGUCGUAAACUCUUCACCAAUCUGGCCCGUGGUUUUGACAUCGUGGUUAUUGAUGAAGCAGCACAAGCCAGCGAACUAGGCGUGCUACCUCCACUCAUCCUUGGAGCAGCCCGCUGUGUCCUGGUUGGUGAUCCGCAGCAGCUCCCAGCGACUGUCAUUAGCCGGGUGGCGGACACCAUGCAGUAUUCGCGAAGCUUGUUCGAGCGGUUUCAACAAGCGGGAUGUCCGACGCUCAUGCUGACAGUCCAGUAUCGCAUGCAUCCUCAAAUUCGGGAUUUUCCAUCUCGGCAUUUUUAUCAGGGCCGUCUCCAGGACAGUGACAGCGUCAAGGGCUUGCCGGACGAGAUUUACCACCAUGACCCGCUGCUGCAGCCUUACCUCUUUUUCGACGUGAGCCACGGAAAGGAGUCGCACAUCAGCGGCUCGGUCUCGUUUCAGAAUGUUGUCGAGGCCAAGUUUGCAGCCAAGCUGUAUGACCACCUCCAAGGUGUUUUGAAGGCGGCAGGGAGGCAGCAGGCGACCGUGGGUGUCAUAUCUCCUUACAAGCUUCAACUGAGGUGCAUACAGAGGGAAUUCGAGUCUCUCUCUGGUGAUGCCAAGGGAGUUUACAUCAACACGGUGGAUGCAUUCCAGGGGCAGGAAAGGGACGUGAUUAUAAUGUCUUGCGUCCGAGCUUCUAACCACGGGGUGGGAUUCGUAGCGGACAUAAGGCGGAUGAACGUGGCUUUGACUCGAGCUCGUCGAUCGCUAUGGGUUAUAGGCAAUGCCGGUACGUUGGAGCAGUCUGAAGAUUGGGCUAAGCUCAUAGAAGAUGCAAAGUCGAGGAACUGUUUCAUCACCUCGGCUGCAGCAGUGGAGAAGGGCCUCAUCAGUGACGGGGUUUUAAGUCAGGUUCUCAGGGAGCCGACGUUGCCAAGCUCGUUGUCACGGCUGGAUGGUCAUAAUAGAGCAGGCAGUGAUUUGAGAGGGACGAGAGAUAACAACAAGCCAGGUAGGCGUGGGAGGUACGAAGCGGAAGCCGAGAGAAAGACUGCCGAUAAUUAUCUGAGGCAGCACAACAGUUUCAGAAGAGGGUGACGCUGAAAAACAGAUUAAAGCUCUUCUUCCAUCGUUUUUCCUCGCUUUUCGAGGCCACAGCAACAUGUACAUGACAAGAGACCAGGAGACUCGAGAUGGUUUGUUUCGUGGGCAACAAGGAUGGCUUUACUUGUUGUUUUGAUAACUAUAGGUGGUACUUGCGAUUUUCCCUCUCGAUCUCGACGUGAUGUACAUAUACAUAUACUUCACAUU
This is a messenger RNA of Selaginella moellendorffii, 3771 nucleotides long. Its product is annotated as helicase sen1-like. The coding region runs from base 169 to 3558 and encodes 1129 amino acids. The record is from RefSeq and is a predicted model, not a curated record. Gene Ontology annotation, molecular function: helicase activity. NCBI's taxonomy places the organism in Eukaryota, Viridiplantae, Streptophyta, Lycopodiopsida, Selaginellales, Selaginellaceae. The transcript has 7 exons.